AUGGCCUUCCUCAAGCGCGCCCUGGGCAAGCACAAGCCAAGCAUGCUGCAGCGCCAAGGGGCGGAGGACGAGGAGGCCGAUGCCGCCAUGGAGCCCUGGGCCAACACCAGCUCCUCUGGCCGCCACUAUGAGGACGUUCACCGACAACAGCAGCGGCAGCAGCAGCAACAACAGCAAGCAUACAACCAGCUGCCGCGACAGCAACAGCAACAGCAACAUCCCAAUCACGGCCAUCCAUCGCCCGUACCACAGCGAAUGCAUGACCCGUACUCCAAGCACGGCGCAGUUCCCAGCGACCUCGCCACAGCAAAGGCCCAGCUGCUGCACGACGCUGCCCAGCUCAGCGCCUUGCAGCUGCCGCUCGCCCAGCACCACCUGCCAGAUAGCGCACAUCGCCACCGUCGCCAGCGCGCCUACACCACAAUACAGCGCAGCACGCCAGACACCAGCGGAGGCCCGGUCUUCGCAGAUGGCAUCGCAGAGUCUGACUAUGACGACAAGCAGCCCCACUACCACCACCACCACCACCAGCAGCAGCAGCAGCAGCAGCAGCAGCAGCAUGACCACCACAAACACCAUCUCCACCAUCAUCAUCGCCACCAUCACCAUCACUAUCACGAUGUAACCAACGAGUCGUUGGAAGGUGAUGACAGCGACGACUUGCGCGAUGUGGGGUCAAACACAAAUCCGGCGCAGAAUGCGUCUGGCAUCGCCAGCAAAGGUGGUCGAAGCGACCGUCAUCAACCCGCAGCCCACCCCAGCGUGCACUGGAGCGAUGGCGUUGGUGGCCGCGAACACAGUGAUGACAACAACAACAGCAGCAGCAGUAGCAGCAACAACAGCAGCAGCAGCAACAGCAACAACAGCAACAGCAACAGCAUUCAUCGCACAGGCUCGCACUUGCCCACACACGCCCGGCGCGCAAGGCGGGCGCGUGCAGCCACGUUUGCUGCACGCGACAUGCACUCGCAGCGAUACCCUGACGUGAGCAAGCUGCUGCGCAAGCCUGGGCUCACUGCCGACGAGAUGGGGCAGGCAGGCCUGCUGGAGGGCCCGGGCGAGCACGGCAACGACGACGGCAGCGGCCCAGGGACACCGCUGCUGCGAAGCCGCGCCAGCAGCAACGCAGGCCUGCAGGUCGUCAACUUGGAUGACGAGGACGAUGAGGAGGACGAGGACGAGGACGAGGAUGGGGGCGAGGAAGGAGGCAAUCGAGAGGGAGACGACGGAGUAGCUUCCGGUGUGACAGGGAGCUCUGAGCAACCGCAUGAGGCCACGGCCCAGGGGAGCGCCCAACACACCGCUGAGGAUGGUGGCGCGAACGCAGCUGCAAGUGAUCAGCACCUGGACAGCACAAGCAGCAAUGCCAGCAACGCCAGCACCAGCAGCAACGCCAGCGCAGCACGCAGCAAAGCGAGCGCCCACGCAGCACGUGUGCCCCUCCUGCCGGACCCGUGCUUUGAGGCGCGCGAGUACAGCCAGCGGCUGCCAUCUGCGUCGGCGUGCGCCGCCAUCCUGCACCACGGCACCGUGGACGACCGUGCGGGUCUCAUGGAGGCCAUCAUGGUGCGCUGCGCGCAGGAGGACGACUUUUGCACGUCCUUCUUCACCGACGACCUGCUGAAUGUGAUGGUGCGCCAGGCUGCUUGCCGCGACGUGGCCACGAGCAAGCGGGUGGGCAACUUUGCCAUGCGCGCGCUGCUGUAUGCUGCAGGAAACAUCCACCUGUACCCGCGCCUGCUCAAGCACGCGGGCUUGUUUGGCGCCAUUGAGUGCCGGAUCCAAGGCAGCGACGUACAGGCGUCUCGGGACGCUGCGCGGCUGCUGAAUCAGCUGGCCCGCAUCGACCCGGGCACUGGCGACGCCAUCAUCACCCACAGCAAGAACAUGGCGCGCGCAUGCGUGCUGCUGCUGGUGCGCGCGGAACACACGGCCACGCUGCAGCUGUGCUCUGCGCUGGCGGCGCUGCGCCGCAACACGCUGGACCUGAGCCCCUUUGCCGCCAACGAGGAGCUCCUGGCCACCCUUGUGCAGCUGGUGUGCAGCCCCGUCACGUGCUACGACGUGCAGGUGGCGGUGGCGCAUGCCCUCAAUAACCUCGCCUGCGUGUGCCAGAAGGCGCGCAGUGUGCUGUACAGCAUGCUGCAGGAUGCCCCAGCUCCACCACGCGACAUGUCCCCAGCCCACUCCUCCGUCCCUCCCAGCCCGAGCCGUGGUGCGGCUGCGAGGGGCGGCACAGACACGGGUCCACAGCAGCCACAGCAGCAGCAGCAGCAGCAGCAGCAGCAGCAGCAGCGGCAACAACAACUCCCCAGUGGCGGUCACAGCGCUCUCUUGCGCGGCCGCCGUGCAUCCAUGCCGUCAUCAGCCAUGGCACGCGGCAGCCCCCAGGCGUCUCCUCCGAGUGCCGUGCCGCGCAUGCCCUCGUCGCCACCGCCGAUCGGCUCGCAACAGGAGGGUCAGGGACAGCACCCAGCACAGCGGGCAGCGCAGCGGUUACGGCGGCGCGGGCAGACGUGUGUUGUGCGCACGGGCGCAUCGUCCUCCAUGGCCAUUCCACCAGCUGCACAGCACCUGCUCAAACUGCUUCAGGAGACGCCUGGGAACGGCCAGCAGUCGCUCUUUGGUGGCGGGCUGCAGCAACACCAGCAGCACCAGCACCAACCGCACGGCCGGACACGGGCCGCGUCUCUCAGCUUGAACUUGCUUCGUGGCAUGGCGACUCACUCCUCGGCGCUCGCUGGCCGCCACAGCUCGUCGCCGUCGUCACCACGUGCGCAGGACGGCAGUGGCAUCGGUGGGCAUCGGCAGCAGCACGAGGGGCAGCGCCAGCGGCACCACAGCGAGCGUGUGCACUCCACAGCAAGCCAUGCUGCUGUAAUGGACGCGGCAAGUGCCGGGGGCCGCAACAUGAGCGAGGCGAGCGAGGAGAGCGGGAACGGCAGCAGGGAGCACGUCCCACGCCGCGACACGCCAAGGCCCGUGGCGUUUGGCGCUGAGGGUACAGGGCGCGAUGACGCGUGGUCCGGCUCGGACAGCGUCGAUGUGGAUGAGUAUGGUGACGGGGAUGAUGGCAGUGAUGAGGAGCAGCAAGAGGAGCAGGGUAACGCUGCCCGGGGUGGUGCUGCAGAUGUGGAUGACGCAGGUGCGGGCACAAUGCAGGAAGGCACAUCCUUGCUUGAUGAGCCGCCAGUGGCGGUGCCGGCCGAUACGGGCCGCCGCCGCGCCACCUCCAUGGGCGCACACGCCAUGGUGCUUCAAGCGGCGCGGGAGAGGCUUCUGCAGCAGCAGUGGCACCAGCAGCAACAAGAACAACAACAGCAGCUGCAGCUGCAGGCGGCCAAAGGGCGGAGAAAGGCCAACACGCUUGCUGCUGCACCCGACCCUGCUCUGCUGUUGCAGCUGCAACGCAUGCAGGAGCAAGAGCGGCAGCAGCAGGGACAGGGACAGGAGCACCCAGGGGGUGUGCAGUCGAGUGCGACCCAGUUUUCGCGCGUCCCUGCGCCCACACCGCGACCUCACCGCCAGCUUCCCACCCCUGGCCGUGCUCGUGCCCAGACCCUCAGCACCAUAUCCCGCCACCACAGCGCGCGUCCGCCAUCAUGAUCCCCUCUGUGCACAUGUGUGUGUGUGUGUGUCAGUGUGUCAGUGUGUGUGUGUGUCAGUGUGUGUGUGUGUGUGUGAGUUAGUCUGUGUCUAUGUCCUUGUCUUUGUCUAUGUGUGUGUGUGAGUUAGUCUGUGCCUAUGUCCUUGUCUUUGUCUCUCUGUGUGUGUCUGUGUGUCUGUGCCGCGUGGCUUCUUUAUUGUGCUUUGUUUGUUGAUGUCUUUCCGUAUCCCUUUCUGGCCUUCCGUUUCCUCGUGCUCUUGCUUGCUUGCCUGCUUGCACCGUGUGCACUUUCUCUUCGCAUCUCAUUGUUCACCUUACUUGCUGACUUGCGUACUUGUUUGCCUGCUUUUGUUGUGGUUGCUUGUCUUUUGUCGUUUGCUGGGAUGGCGUGACUGUGAUGAUGAAUGAAUCAAAUGAACCAC
Molecule: messenger RNA, 4029 nt
Organism: Salpingoeca rosetta
Lineage: Eukaryota; Choanoflagellata; Craspedida; Salpingoecidae
Exons: 1
Coding region: 1-3606 (1201 amino acids)
Biological process (GO): regulation of mRNA splicing, via spliceosome
Cellular component (GO): spliceosomal complex
Molecular function (GO): RNA binding
Source: RefSeq, a predicted model, not a curated record